CUUGAUUAGAUUCAUUUAUGACUUUGUAACUAAUGUCAUUUUACAGACUACGUUUUUAACUUGAUUUGUAAAAAUAAUGCCCAAGUUUGAAACAUUUCACAGUUUUCUAUUAAAAAAUAAAAUUUAUUUAAUUAAAAUGUUUAAAAAACUUAAAGUAACAAUUGGAAAAAAUGAGGAAUCAAAAUUAAAACCUAAGACAGGCAACCAAGAAUCGUCUUCAUGGAGUGGAUUUUCUUCUGUAUCACCCAAUAUUAAUGAUUCACAAUUCUGUAUUGAUGAUGAAACAGAUGAUACAUCUAAAGAUUCUCCAGCACGUGUAGCUGUUAGUGAAAGUACUACUGUUGAUCUCAAUAAAUUUAAUCAAUCUUCAUCAUCUUUGGUAAUAGAUAAUCACUCAUCAUUUCAUACUGAUUUAGAAUCAGCUAGUGAGUUUGAUGAUAAUGUUAGUGUUGUGUCAGAGUAUGCAAAUGAUAUUACUAAAGAAAAUUUGUAUGCAGCCUAUAAAAAACUUUUUGGACGUUAUUAUAAAAAUAAAAAUAAGUAUCUAGAAUUAAAUAGUAAAUUUAAGCAGAUGCUAUUAACACAUGAUAAAGACAAAAUAACUAUGACAAAAGCCCAAGAUAAAUUACUUCAACGAAUCGUUGAGCUUAAAGAGCAAUGUACUCUAGAACAGGCUGCUAAAGCACAUAUGGAAGAAGCACUGAGAAAUGAUAUUGAAGAACGUGAUCAUAUAAUUUCUACUUUAAAUACUAAGAUUGAUCUAUUAAAAAAAAAAGAUGAAAAUGAUGAAUCUGAUACAUCUUUAUCAGAUGUAAUAGAGUUGCAAGAGAAGUGUAAAAAGUUAAACAAUGAACUUAUUUCAUCAAGAUCUGAGUGUGAUUUGUUACAAAAACAAAUAGAAACUUUAAAAAAAAGUGAAGAAAAUACAUUGCUAACAUUAGCUGAAAACAAAAAAGAAAUACAUAAAGAACUAGAACUAAAAGAAGACCAAAUAAAAAAAUUGGAAAAAAUUAUAAAUGGAUUGCAAAUGGAAAAUAAAAUUUUAUCUAAAGGUAAUAUGGUUGAAUCAUUUUCAAAUCCAAAUCAGAUAAAAAUUGAAAAAAAUUUACAACAAGAAAUAUCAAAUCAAAUAUCUGACAUAGAAGGCGAAAUGGCUCUAUUGUUCAAACAAAAAGAAAAUAAAGUGAAAGAAUUAGAAAAAAAAAUAGAACUAUUGGAGCAACAAUUAGAAGUUAAUUCAAAAUUAAACAAAGAAUAUAAUUAUAAAGACAAAGAAGUAGAAAAACUUAAAUCUGAAUUAGCUCUUUUGGAACAGAAUUUAAAUGAUGAAAAAUUAUCUUCAACUAAAAAAAUAGACACAUUUAUUAAAGAAAUCGGAGAAAAAUCUCAAAUAAUUAAAAAAUUAUCAUUAGAUUUAAAAGAUUUUAGUAAAAACAAAAUUGAUAAUGAAAAAUCAGAAAAGCAAGUGUUAAAUUUGAGGAAUGAUAUUAAUAGAAUUCAAAAACUAUUAGAUGACAAAAGUGUUAUAAUCAGUAGUUUAGAAAAACAAUGUAUUAAUAUUGAUGAACUAAAAUCAGAACAGUUACAUCAAUUAAAUGAAAAAAUAAAACAUUUAGAAGAAAAAUGUAUUGAAAAAAAAAAUUUAACUUCUAAUCUAAAAAAUGAAAUGGGAGAGUUAAAAUUAAAAAAUAACUUUUUAAAGAAAUCAGAAGAGGAACUUAAGUUACAAAUAAUUGAGCAUGAUAAAUCUAAUAAAAAAUUACAAGAAAUUAUUAAAGUAGUUCAAGACGAGAAAGAACAAGAAACAAAUACUAUGAAAAAAAUGAUUGAACAAAAUCAAAGAGAGUUUGACAAUUUAAAUAGCUUGCAUAAAGAAAUGUUAACCCAGUUAAAUCAGGAUAAGUUUAAUAAAAUAUCUGAAGAACGUACUAUUGAGUCUGUAGUAAGAGAUUUUAGCUUACUUAUAGAAGAAAAUUCAUUUUUGAAAAAAGAACGACAAAAAAUGAUUUUAGUUGUGCAAGAUAUAUUAAAAAAUACAAAAAAAGAUGUAUUUAAUUUAAAGUCUUAUGUUUUUAAUCAAUUAACAGAGUGGUUUUCAAUAUUCGAAAGGGAUAUUAUUGGUUUAAAAUCUGAAUAUAGUAAAAAUAUAAAAUAUUUUAAUGAUAAUUUAGAAGAUUCAAGAGAUAAAAUAGUAUUAAUUAAAAAAUCUUUUCAUAUUUUAAAAACUGAUUUUGCACAAAUAAUUAAUUUAUUUAAUAAUAAUGUCUUAGAAAAGAGCAUUGAAAAUAUAAUUACUGAAGUGUAUAAGUAUAAUGAAAAGUUAGAAAAAAAGAAACAUGAACUAAUUGAAUUACAAAAAGAAUUUGAUGACUUCAAAAAAAAUGAACAAAUUGCAGUGAAAAGUGAUAUGGUAAAUACUCUUCAUGAUUUGCAAGAAAAAUUAAAUGCUCAAAUUAAAACAAUAAGUGAUUUAAAAAAUGAGCAUGAAAAUUAUAAAGCGGUAGAAAAAAAGAAAUGGACUGACAAGUUGGUUGAAACUGAAAAUAAAUGGGUUGAAAAAAUGGAUAAUUAUAAAAAAAUGAUGGAUACAUCACAUAGAGAAGAAAUUGAUGCUUUAACUGGAGAAUGGAAUAAUGAACGUAAACAUCAAGCAGAGUUAAACAUUUCUGAAAAAAAACAUGAUGAGGAUCUUGAAAAAAUUGUACUAAAUGUUGAGACAUCAUCUCAACGUGAAGAAGUAUUACAACGUCAAGUUAACAAACUUAAUAAAGAGCUUUCAGAGAUUAAGAAAAUGUUUAGAAAUGAAUUUCAUAACAAAUCCAACACCAACGAAGAAGAUGAAAAUAUUGAAAAGAGCUACGUGGAAAUGGAAUUUCUCAGAAAUAUUCUUUAUGAGUAUAUGAUGGGAAAGCAGCCUAUGGUGUUAGCUAAAGUAUUGGCUGCUAUUGUCAAGUUUGAUACUGAACAAUUAAAAUCAGUUCUCCAAAAGGAAGAACAGAAAGUUUCCUUAUUGAAAACUCUUGGUUUAUCCUGAUACCACUGUUAAUUAUUUUUGGAUUACAUGAAGAUUUGUAAAUGUACCACUAUCUAUUUGAAAUCAACAAAAGUAAUUCUUUUUUAUUCCCUCCAACAUUACAUUACUCGAUAAUUCCUAACUUAUUUCUUAAAUUGUAAUUUAUGUGACAGAUACAUAAAUAUAAAGUGUUGACAUCACAAAAUAUGUUACCAUCAUUUAGCUAAUCUUAAAACUAAUUAUUUAUUAUAAAUAAACUAAAAAUACAGUUUAACAUUUUAUGUAUUUAGAUUUAUAACCUUGCAUUAUCUUUUUUUCUAUUAUUAUUAUGAUUCUAUUUAAAAUAAUUUUUAGUUAAGUGUAUAAAAAUAUAAACAUGAUAAAAUAUAAUGUAUUUAUUUACACUUAUUGAAUACCAAUUUAGGUAGGUAAUUAUAUAACGUUGGUUGUAUUAUUUUGUUUUAUUGAAUUUUUUUAAGUUAAUUAAUGCUGUUUUAAUGUAAUUUAAAUUAAGUAUAUUUUAUAAAAAAAAAUUCCAUUGUUAUGCUAUUAUAAUAUUUAUAAAAUUAAUAAAAAAAAUUUUAAGUACAAACAA
This is a messenger RNA of Daktulosphaira vitifoliae (grape phylloxera), 3608 nucleotides long. RefSeq names its product golgin subfamily A member 4 (gene Golgin245). Gene Ontology annotation, molecular function: small GTPase binding. Lineage: Eukaryota; Metazoa; Arthropoda; Insecta; Hemiptera; Phylloxeridae. The transcript is spliced from 19 exons. Gene Ontology annotation, biological process: Golgi vesicle transport. The record is from RefSeq and is a predicted model, not a curated record. Bases 77 to 3034 code for a protein of 985 amino acids. Gene Ontology annotation, cellular component: Golgi apparatus.